AUGAUAAUGUAUGGUUACCUUGUACCUUGGCCGCAUCUGGAAGUGUCUGCAGACCGUCUGUCCACUUGGAACCAGAGAGUUAGGGUUGCAUCUAGCAGAGACGAGUCAGCCAUUGUUGCAUUGCAACAAUGCAGAAACUGGAUCUUCUGGUCCAACCUGACAAUCCUCUUCAAUAAAUGGAUUCUCGAGUCGACUCCGUUUCGCUACCCAAUCCUCCUGACAUCAUGGCACCUCUUCUUCGCAACCCUCGCCACCCAGCUCCUCUUUCGCACCUCCAUCCUCGCGACCCCCAGAUCGAUCAAGAUGACGCCAAGCCUAUACAUGGCCAAAAUUGCGCCAAUCGGUCUUCUUUACUCAGGGAGUCUCGUUUGCAGUAAUAUGGCAUACAUAUAUCUCAAUGUCGGGUUUAUCCAGAUGCUUAAGGCCUCUGGACCUGUGAUAACGCUCCUCAUUAGCGCCCUCUACGGCGUCACAGAACUGACCGCGGCCAAGCUCGUCAAUGUGGCCGUCAUUACAGCCAGCGUCGGGCUGACUGUCGUCAGCGAGAUCCAGUUCUCCUGGGUUGGUGUAGCGGUGCAGCUUGUUAGUUUGGUUCUCACUUCCACCUCUUCCUCUUUGUCCUCGCCUACAUUGGAGACGCAUAAUGCAGAAACGGGCGAAGAGCCCGGUCCACUCGGCACCGAUACACUGCAUGAAACGAGCUCCAAAGACGAGGAAGAGGCAUCGACAAGCGAAAACACAGCCCGGGGACAGAGCCAGAGCCUGAGACUCACCAAUAUGGAUCCCCUCCUGAGCCUCUACUACACAGCCCCCAUUUGCGCCGUGAUGAACGGCAUCUUGGCGUGGAGGACGGAAAUCCUCCCACUCCUGCUGGACCAAAUUGACCCCAACUCGUCGUCUGCCUCAGAGGCAGCACCUGCUGGACUGCUGGGGAUUAUCCUGUCCACAGGACUUGGGACCCUCCUCCUCAACGCAGUGGUAGGGUUCAUGUUGAACGUUGCUGUUUUCACGCUGGUCUAUCGGCAAAACCUCGGGUCUAACAAUGACGCUCUGGUAUUCUGGGGAACAAGUGUCUCCCUCCUCCAGGCGGUCGGAUAUGCGGGGGCCUUAGGGGGUUUGGUUGUCUAUGCUGGGGGAGGGGGGUAUAUAAGACGGGGGAUUUGGGGAGCUGCCGUGUGGGCAAGAAGGAAGGGGAUGGCAAGAUAUGGAUAUAGAGGGUUGGGCUUGGGUGCAGAUGGGGACCGGGAGCAGAAAGAUUGCGUCAAGCCAAAGUAG
This is a messenger RNA of Aspergillus nidulans FGSC A4, 1275 nucleotides long. RefSeq lists its product as uncharacterized. NCBI's taxonomy places the organism in Eukaryota, Fungi, Ascomycota, Eurotiomycetes, Eurotiales, Aspergillaceae. Gene Ontology annotation, cellular component: endoplasmic reticulum membrane. The coding region runs from base 1 to 1275 and encodes 424 amino acids. The transcript is spliced from 8 exons. The record is from RefSeq and is a predicted model, not a curated record.